AUGGGCGUUCCCGAGUCACCCAUCCCGAGCUUCGCGCGGGGACUUGCCGUCGCGGCCCUCCCGACCAUUAGCUACUGCGCCCUCGUCGAUGGCGAUGCCGGCGAGACAGCCAAGCUGCUGUCGGUCUCGACCAGCGAGGGCUUCUUCUACCUUGACCUCCAGGGGGAGGGCGAGCCGGCGGCAACGCUCUCCAACGUCGACCGCAUAUACCGGUUUAUGCGGUCCUGGUUCAACCAGUCGGCAGAGACCAAGCUCCAGAGCUUGCAGUCCAAUUACCUAGACGGCUACAAGGCGACCGGGUUCUUUGCUGGGCCAUACGACGGCACCCGCGAUGCGUACGAAAGCCUGAAGGUCUCGCACAAGUCGCUGGACGCGGCGAGCGCGCCUCUCGCGGCGGACGUCCAGUCGCACCGGGGCCUGUUCGAGACGUACCUGGGGCAGGCCAACGGCAUCGCUCGGCAGCUCCUCUCGUCCCUCUCGUCAGCCAUGUUCCUGACCGGGCGGGAGCGGUUCGAGGCCUCGCACGAGACGAGCGCCGACUCCAACUCGACGCUCGUGCUGCUGCGCUACCCGUACGUGCCGCCGGCGCUGCGCUCCCAGACGGUCGGGCACAACAAGCACACCGACAUUGGCAGCAUCACCGUCCUCUUCACCGACCAGUGGGGCCUGCAGGUCAUGGCCGCCGACACGCAGCGCUGGGAGUACGUGCCGCCGCGCGCAGGCUGCGCUGUCAUCAAUGUGGGCGACUCACUGCGCUUCCUGUCGCGCAAGAGGCUGCGCUCGUGCCUCCACCGCGUGGUUCCCGUAGAUGGGCAGACGGGCGACCGGCACACUAUCGCGUACUUUCUUCGCCCGGACAACCGCGUCUCCUUUGUGGACAGCAACGGGGAGCUCGUCACGGCGGAGCGCUGGCACGACGUCAAGUACGAAGUGUUUCGCGCCACGCACGACGAGCAGCGCCGCGAUACGGUCCUCACGGGCGGGCUGGAGCCUGUGGACAUGGAGGCACCUGCCGCGGGCUGA
Messenger RNA from Purpureocillium lilacinum, 1023 nucleotides. RefSeq lists its product as uncharacterized. NCBI's taxonomy places the organism in Eukaryota, Fungi, Ascomycota, Sordariomycetes, Hypocreales, Ophiocordycipitaceae. The record is from RefSeq and is a predicted model, not a curated record. Gene Ontology annotation, molecular function: 2-oxoglutarate-dependent dioxygenase activity.